AUGAUUAAUGAUUUGAAAAUAGCAUCCCCACGUUCCAGUAAUGGGAAGUACGUAGACGACCUGACGAUAUCUGAGAUUGUUCCAACAAGAGAGGUAUCUAUACUACAAAACAAAUUGGACACAAUUGGUGAUUGGACAUGUACCAAUAAUAUGAAAUUGAACCUCCAAAAGUGUAAAGAGAUGAUCGUCUCCUUUCGACGAGAUAUUGAACGGCCUCCACCGAUCUUAGUUGUUGAAAACAGUGGUCUUGAAAGCAUAGAAUCCCACAAAGUAUUAGGUUUAACGAUCCAGAAUAAUCUGAAGUGGGAUUUGGAUAUCAUUGAGAUAGUAACCAAAGCAUCAAAGAGAUUACACAUCUUACGAGUUCUCAAGCGCAGUUGA
Messenger RNA from Paramuricea clavata, 381 nucleotides. The record is from the annotation of a GenBank genome assembly. Lineage: Eukaryota; Metazoa; Cnidaria; Anthozoa; Malacalcyonacea; Plexauridae.